Molecule: messenger RNA, 504 nt
Organism: Prunus armeniaca (apricot)
Lineage: Eukaryota; Viridiplantae; Streptophyta; Magnoliopsida; Rosales; Rosaceae
Source: the annotation of a GenBank genome assembly
AUGUCCACUGCUGAAGGUGAAUGUGGUGAAGAUGUUAUAGUUGGGGUCCGGCAAAAGAGGGGUCGGGGAAAGAGUGAGAUUCUUAGCCCUGCGAUGAAGAGGCGAAAGGCUGUGGUGAGGGAAACUUCAUGGACAGGUCGGGAGAUUCCCAAUAUUUCGAAGGACACAAUUGCUGACCCCCUAAGGCCUGUUCCUCGUGAUUCCCUUUUGGAGUUUGCGAAAUUCUGCUGGGAAUGGGGACAAGAAGAAAAUUCACAUGUGCGGUUAUGUGGAGAAGACAGUACGGAAGGUUCGUAUAACUUCUUUGUUCGAUUGCUAACCAAGGAUGGUUGGUUGGAUGACUCAAAAUGUGCUGCCUUGGAUUACAAGCAAAUGAAGGCGUAUGUGGGACAGGAGUACAGGCAGCACAGCAAGGGUCUACUGGGAAUGGUCAGGGGCGAAGGGCCUAAGUUGGCUAAAUCAUGGUCGUCUGUGAAUCGCGUUUGUUUGCCCUUCAACCUAUAA